AUGAUAAAGGAGUUGGAGUUGAUUGAGAAACUCCGAGACAUGAAUCUGGGAAUGCAGUUUGGGUCAGGCUCGAUACAGUGUACCUUGCUAAGAGUUACCAAUGAAUUUUCGAAUGAAAUUCGUGUGGCUCAGGGACAUGACUUGGAAUUGCAACAGUUUGUGGGGUGGUUAGGUACUGAAAAAGGGAAGGACUACCAGAUGGGAGAGGACGACAUUCUACGGUUUAAAGGUAAAGUGUGUGUACCAGGAGGGCCUCAUUUCAGGAGGCAGAUACUGAAGGAGGGUCACCAAAGCCGUCUUAGCAUACAUCCCAGUAUGACUAAGAUGUAUAAGUAUUUGAAGGAAUUCUUUUGGUGGAAUGGUAUGAAGGCAGACGUAGCAGACUUUGUUGCUCAGUGUUUGAAGUGGUCGAUGGACAAGUUAGCAAAGUUAUAUGUGCGAGAGGUAGUGAGAUUGCAUGGGGUACCCGAAAGUAUAGUGUCAGAUCGGGAUCCUAGAUUCACAUCACGGUUUUGGCAAUCAUUGCAAGCGGCCUUGGGUACACAACUGAGGAUGAGUUCAGCGUAUCAUCCUUAG
Vigna unguiculata (cowpea) is the source of this 576-nucleotide messenger RNA. NCBI's taxonomy places the organism in Eukaryota, Viridiplantae, Streptophyta, Magnoliopsida, Fabales, Fabaceae. The record is from RefSeq and is a predicted model, not a curated record.